Messenger RNA from Cotesia congregata, 1242 nucleotides. The record is from the annotation of a GenBank genome assembly. Lineage: Eukaryota; Metazoa; Arthropoda; Insecta; Hymenoptera; Braconidae.
GUCAAUAUUUUUUUGCCAUAAUUUAUUUCUUUAAAAAAUUAUUAAAUAUCUGAAUGCGUUUUUUGAAAUGUCCAAUAAUACCUGCCGGGUUGCAACAAAUUCGAAAUUUACCAGUUAUGAGUGGAAACUUGGAUUACAAGUCGGCCAAGUCCGUCCAUGAUUUCGAAGCUGAAUCCAUUAAGGGGGAAAAAGUACCUUUGGAAAAGUAUAAAGGCCAUGUUCUGUUGAUUGUAAAUGUCGCAUCUAAGUGUGGACUCGCUGCUACUAAUUACAAAGAACUGAAUGAGCUUUAUGAUAAAUAUGCAGAGUCUCGUGGUCUUCGUAUCUUGGCAUUCCCAUGCAAUCAAUUCAACGGUCAAGAGCCCGGAGGCAGUGAAGAAAUUUGCAGCUUUGCUAAUCGUCAAAAAAUCAAGUUUGAUUUUUUUGAAAAGAUAGACGUCAAUGGUGAGACAGCUCAUCCACUGUGGAAGUACUUGAAGCAGGAAAAGGGCGGAUUGCUGGGAAGCUCAAUCAAGUGGAAUUUUACAAAAUUCAUCGUCGACAAAGACGGAAAAGUCGUCGAGCGACAAGGACCAAAUAUUGAUCCAAGUGGCUUGGUGAAAUAUUUGGAGAAGUACUUUUGAGAGAGCAAUACCUCAAUUUAUUCCCAACUCAUGAUUGUAAUAUAAUUUAAACGUAUGAAUUCUUCCUUUAUGCAAGGAAAUAAUUAGUAUUAUACAAUUAUAAACUCUUCUGUUAAAUAAUUGAUCUCAAAUUAUUUUGUUAUCACUUUUGAAUUAUGUAAUAUUUUAUCUUGUUUAUUUUUGUUAUGAUUAUUACGCGCUUCCUCGAGAGUAUAACGUCUGAUAUCAUAGGUAAAUCUGAGUUACCAAUUUUGUAAUCAACGGAUAUGUAUAUAAUUAUUAAUCCGUAAGUAGGUAUCAAUUCACACGCACCACAGCCAGAUUGGGACUUUGUACUUUGAUUGUUUAAAAAGAAAAAUUCUAUUCAUGCAUAAGAAGGUGUUUUAAAUUUUUUUAACAAGUCAAUCUAUUUUUCUAUCGUUAUCAUUAUUGAUGUGUAAUUGAGUAUAGAAUUGUUUUAAAUUAAAAUUAAAAAUUAAUGACCAUAAAGUUAGCCGAUAUCUAAAAAUUUUUAUGAUUUUUUUUUAUUACAAAUUAUUACUAUAAGUGCAAUUUUUUAAAAAUAUUUUUUAGUUAUAAUUUAAUCAAUUAGGCAAAAUAAAAAAAUCAAAAAUGUCGG